AAAACAAGAGUACUCUUGGUUGGCGCUAUUUUGUGUAAAAAAAUAUUAAAUUUAGAGAAAUCUAAAUAAAGUGGACAAAUUUGUUUGUGAAUUAUUAUUCUUUGAUUUAUUUAAAAUAGAUCUGUGCUUCGAGGAAUUUGAAGAAGAAACAUACUGAGGCGUGAUUUUAAAGGUAGUCUAAUGGGUUUGUUAACUAAAAGUGUGCCAGUAAGCUACUGAAGCUUAGUAUUGGCCUGCUUUUGAGGAAUUGAAUGGCGAUGUAUUACUACGCAAGUAAGCUGAAUGAAGCAUCAUGUAGCGGGUGUAACAUUAAGGUGCCACCACCACCCAGCGAGCCGGCCCCUGUCCCUCCACCACCCACCGACCAUGCUCCUCUUCCACCCGACCCAGCUCUAUUGCAUGGCACUGGACUCUCUUACUAUGAUAAUGAUGAUUAUUAUUCCAUGGUGAGAGGCAAUAAGUUUAUGACAGAAAACUCUUGUAAACAUCUUGUUAUGAAUGGUGGUUUAAAUUUUGUUACUCAAAAAGGAGAUGCUACACAGUUGGCAGCUGUGGGUGUAAAGACUUUAACAACAUUUGUGAAUUGCCCGGUGGAAAAGACAGAGCUUGAGUAUAAAGAUGGGCAGCUUGUUAGUGCUCCCCUGGAUUCACUGGUAGACAUGCUGAGGCCUGGUACAAACAAAUCCUAUACAUUCACAUUCCUGUUGUGUUCCCGACUUUUUAUUAAGCCUCAUGAAUUACUUGGAAAGCUAUGUAAACGCUACUUUAAAACAUAUGACAAGAUUGGAAGGGCGGAAGUGAAAGAUUUAGUAGAAAAAGAGUUAACAGACAUGAGAGCACUAGUGAGAGUGUUGACACAGUGGACUAGUAUGUUCCCCUAUGACUUCCGUGACGAUAGAGUAAUGACACUUGUUCGGAAUAUUACACAAAGAUGUGCAGCAGAGCACAUGUCUUCAGUAAGGGUGGAAGUAUCAACAAUGCUGGAAAAACUUCUGGAUAAAUUAACAGCACUUGAGCAGUACGAAGAAACAUUGGUUGAUAUACCUCAAGUGACAUCUGUGGAACAGUUAGCUCAGGGAGAUAUUCUUACACUUGGUUUAACACCAGCCGAGCUGGCAAACCAAUUGACUAUAGUUGAGUUACAUCGACUGUCAUUUGUUGGACCAGAGGAAUUUGUGCAAACUUUUGCUCCAACACAGCCACAACAACCAACUUCUUCUUGCGGGAAGACACCCAUCAAUCUUCACCACAUUGACCUGAAGAGUACAAGAAAUCUGGAAGCUUAUGCUGACUGGUUUAAUAGACUCAGCUACUUAUGCGCAACAGAUGUUCUAAAGGCCGUGAAAAGCAAAUACAGAGCUCGUGUAAUAGAACAGUGGGUUAUGACGGCUAGAGAAUGUUUUAACCUUGGAAAUUUCAACUCCCUCAUGGCCAUCAUUAGUGCUCUGAAUAUGUCUCCUGUAACGCGUCUUAAGAAGACGUGGAGCCGCACGUCUGGAGUUUGCGGCCAGCAACUGCGUCAGUUGGAGUUAUGUGUUGAACCUAGUGGAAACCACGCAAGAUACCGAGCAGCGCUAGCGGCCGCACCUACUGAGACUGCCGUACCGUUGCUGUCCGUCACUUGCAGGGACCUGCAUUUUGCUAAUCAAGGCUCGUCAUCAAAAUUGGGCGGUAACCGCGUGAACUUCGAGAAGUGUUCGCUGCUGGCGCGGCACGUGAGCCGGCAGCUGGCGGCGCGGCGGCUGUGCGGCGACGAGCCGCCGGCGCCCGCUCCGCCGCCGCCGCACGCGCCCGCGUGGCGCUUCUUCAACGAUACUCCCACACUCACCGAGACCGCACUGGAACUGGUGUCAUUCGAGCGCGAGCCGCCUGUCGACCACAUGGAAAAAGAACGAUUAAAACGUCUGAAGGCAGCUUAACCUGACAAUCCUGUGAUUCUAAUCCACCUGAUAUUAUUGCUACUUAUCAAAACUUUAUUACUAGUGAACUUUUCCAGCACCUGAAACUAGCGGUAUUAUAAUUUAUUUUAGGCUAUAGUCUUCUUUACAAUUAUAACGAUUCUCGACCACGUUGGUACAGUCGUGAUCGCAGCAAAAAAGGUUAUACCU
Messenger RNA from Cydia strobilella, 2108 nucleotides. RefSeq names its product ras-GEF domain-containing family member 1B-like. Gene Ontology annotation, molecular function: guanyl-nucleotide exchange factor activity. The transcript has 12 exons. Gene Ontology annotation, cellular component: plasma membrane. Bases 252 to 1919 code for a protein of 555 amino acids. Gene Ontology annotation, biological process: Ras protein signal transduction; positive regulation of GTPase activity. Lineage: Eukaryota; Metazoa; Arthropoda; Insecta; Lepidoptera; Tortricidae. The record is from RefSeq and is a predicted model, not a curated record.